AUGUACACACAAAUGUUGUUAAAUAAUGUUGGAUGGAAGUGUAAAAAUCAAAAACAAUCGGAAAUUUGUUCAAGUUUAGCCCAACAAUUAAGACUUGCUUUUGAAGGGAAAAAAGAAGAUAUUGAAGGUGUACAUAUUGGGAUUAUACAAUCUUGCAAUGCAAACAAUGUUUGCCAAAGGUUUAAACCCUGCAGAUAUUACCCAACUUUAUCAAGUACUUUCUUUAAAUUAAAAUUCAAAAUUUCAUUUCAGGCAUAUUCAAAUCCAAACCCGCCCCCAGUUGUUUUAAUUAGAGAUCCUUUUUUCACAGAAAUGCUUAUUGAUGGACUUUUCUCUGCUGUUGGAGCUAAAAUACAUUUAGAACACAGACCUAAAUAUAUUUUUUUGUUGUCUUAUUCAAGUUGUGUAAUUGAAACAAUUAAUUCGGAAGGAAUUUUGCCUAAAAGAAAGCAAAAUAAAUUAGAAUUAAAUUCUACUAGAGAGAAAAUGCAACAACUUGUUGAUAUUUUAUAUUCUUAUGAAGUAAAUUUUUAA
Molecule: messenger RNA, 534 nt
Organism: Meloidogyne enterolobii
Lineage: Eukaryota; Metazoa; Nematoda; Chromadorea; Rhabditida; Meloidogynidae
Source: the annotation of a GenBank genome assembly